CACAACGGAGAACAAAAGUCUCUUUCACACACUCUAGUCAUAUAUACUAUCUACCCUUUCUCUAACAUUUGGCAAUUGAGGAUUAAUAUACCUGCUGACUGUCUCUGGGGAGAACCACUAUUUCGAAGAUGAUGACAGAUGUCAUGGUUCGGAAGUUGUCCUUCCCUUUCACCUGCCCGCCAUGCCACACCCAGCCUGAUCAUCAACCAACCACAGAGCAGCAGUGUCACCAAGGCAACCAAGUACAGGAGCCAGAAGAUCCAAACCAUGAGAGUUUAGAGCUUGAAUAUAAAGGCACAAAAUCACCUCCCAAGGACAGAGAAUCACAAGCUCACAAGACACAGCCAGAACUACAGAGCACAGUGGAGGUCUCUGCAAAUCGCAGCCCAGACCCGGAGCCCACGGGGGAAAACGAGAGUACCAUUACAGCCUGUAUGACUACUGAGAAAGAGGGCGGGAAUGCACGUUCAGUGAAGAGGGGUCAGGCUAAGCCUCACGUCAGUCUUUCAGCACUGGAGGGGGUGUCGUCACAUAAGACUGUUUUUGAAAAAUGGGCGAGCCUCCAGUGCGAUGAGCAACGGCCCAGCACAAAGCGCCAGCUCUCUGCAGAGAGUGCUGCAAAGUGUGUGAGCGUCAGGAAGAGGAGCACCGUGAAGAGUGGCAAAGAGGAGCCAGCGAAGGCUCUCCCUCACUCUGCCCCUGGCACACGGCCAAGGAAAGCCUGUCUGCCCGCAAGCUCCUCCUCCCAGAGGAAGCCAAGAAGACAGCUGUUCAGCAGCACCGCGGUCUUCCACAGAGUGGACACACAUGCAAUUAACACAGGGAGAGAGCUGAAGGGACAGGGAGUGUUCUCAGCUCAGAGCAUUGCUCAUGCAAUCACACAGACAGCCAGAAAUGAGCUGGAGAAACUCAGAGCCAUAUGGGUCUGGCUCUGCCACAGUAUUGAGUAUGAUUUGGAGGGGUACCUGGGUGUUUCCCCAAAGCUCUGCACCCCUGAUGAAGUCAUCAAGGAGGGACGGGGGUUAUGCAGUGGAUUUUCCAGCAUCUGUCUAGAGAUGUGCAGGGAGGUCGGCAUUCAGUGUGAGGAGGUGAGUGGAUACAGUAAGGGCAUUGGGCACCGGCCUGGGUGCAGGCUGGCAGAGAAGCCCUCGGACCACAUGUGGAACGCUGUUUGGGUGAGAGGGCAGUGGGGGCUAUUGGACGCCUGCUGGGGAGCUGGUACUGUCGACAUGGAAACCAAAUCAUUCAUCAAGAGGUUUGAUGAGUUUUACUUCCUGACUGAGCCGGCGGAGUUUAUAAACUCUCACUUCCCUGAUGACCAGCACUGGCAGCUGCUGGAAACUCCACUCUCACCAGAGCAAUUUGAACUAAGACCGCUGAAAACUUCAGCAUUCUACACUCUGGGACUUACACUUCUACAACCCACACUAUACAAAAUAACUACAGACGACGGAGAGGCAACUGUGUCAAUGAGUUCAUCAAGAGCGUUGACCUUUGCCUAUGAGCUGAGGCAGCGGGACAUUCAGACAGGAGCUCCAGGGCAGAGAGAGGUCGACAGCUCCUGUGGCCGGCUGUCAGUGACCCCUCAGGGAAUGACUCUGCUCUUGCUACCACCGGAAGCAGCGUCCUACCAGCUGAAGCUGUUCGCCCGGCCGGAGGGUGACACCGAGGCGCUGCGCUGGGUCUGCUCCCUGGAGGUGGAAUGUCCCACUGUCCGACAGAGCCAGCCAAUGCCGGCUAACCCGUAUGUGAGCUGGGGGCUGGGGGGUGGUGCAGGGGCGCUGGGGGUGAAAGGCUGCAGCGUGCCAGGGGAAGAGGCGCUGGAGGUGGGAGACGGAGGGGAGGCUGAGGUGGUCUUCCACACCUCUAGGCCCCUGAUGAUGGUUUGUGAGCUCACCCACCCCGGGCUUGACCCUGUUCUGGCCAAGCGCUGCCAGGCAUUGCAAAUAGCAGAGGAGCGGCUGGUGUGCCAUGUUCUGUGCCUGUACAAAGGCUUUUACCGCCUCUCUGUGUUCGUGCGGGAUUACCACGAUGCCAGUGGACCCUUUCAGAAUGCUGGCAACUUCCUGCUGCACUGUAGGGGUCAGGGAGCGAAUUUGAACUCGCUGUACCCCCCUGACCUCGGCCCGUGGUGCGGCCCAGGAAUUCGCACCCAAGCGGCUGGCCUAUCCCACUUCAGCCACACAGGGGCAUUGGUAAACACACCUCAGGGGUGCUGUAAUAUCACCUUCCACCGCGCCUCACCGGAGAUGCAGAUACACGCGGUCCUCAGUACAGAACAGGCCCAAAAGGAUGAGGUGAACUCCAAGCAGGGCCCGAACGGUGAGCUGCUUGAGAAGACACCUUUCCCACUGUCUCGGCAUCUCCUGCUCACGUACUUGGACGUGAAGGUGACGGUGAGCGUGUGCGUGCCGCGGCCCGGGCUCUAUCGAUUAGGCCUGUACGGGCGCCAGCCCCCUCAGCAGGACUAUGCGCCAUUGUGCGACUACGUGGUGCGAAGCACGUGCGAAAGGCACGGUGUCCCCUUCCCGCAGGUGUACGCGGCAUGGGGAAGAGGCUGCGUGCUGCUGGAGCCACGCGGGGGUGUGCUGGCACCGCAGAGCUGCGCGCGCUUUCGCGUGCGCGUGCCAGGCGCACGCAGGGUCAGCGUGCUGGCACCAGAGCGGGCAGAGCUGACGAUGAACAAGAGCAGGGUGUGGGAGGGCGAGGCCUUCACAGGAGACGCCACGCAACUCAAACUGACCGCCGCCACCUCGGAGGCCUGCGACAUGGCCGUCCUCAUGACCUUUGAUGUACUCGACCUGGAGCGCGAACCAUGACAAAGGCAGUGUACAUUUGUGUGGAAGGCAGCUGGAUAGAACGCUUAAGCAGAGCUUAAUGGAACGUGCUAAAAAUGGAUAAAGAUAUGCUUAUCGUUUAUUGUUUCCAAGUGUUUAUUGUAAAAUGUUUUGACUUGGACUAGAUGUAUAUUGUGAAAUGGAAUUUCAGGUAUGGCAAAUCUUAAAUUUGGAAUCUUUUAAGUCAAGUAAACCUCUCUCUGUUUUGGCUGUG
Molecule: messenger RNA, 3051 nt
Organism: Electrophorus electricus (electric eel)
Lineage: Eukaryota; Metazoa; Chordata; Actinopteri; Gymnotiformes; Gymnotidae
Gene: ky
Product: kyphoscoliosis peptidase
Cellular component (GO): cytoplasm
Source: RefSeq, a predicted model, not a curated record